Molecule: messenger RNA, 2741 nt
Organism: Sinocyclocheilus rhinocerous
Lineage: Eukaryota; Metazoa; Chordata; Actinopteri; Cypriniformes; Cyprinidae
Product: B-cell receptor CD22-like
Exons: 15
Coding region: 1-2718 (905 amino acids)
Biological process (GO): regulation of B cell proliferation; negative regulation of B cell receptor signaling pathway; B cell activation
Cellular component (GO): recycling endosome; early endosome; external side of plasma membrane
Molecular function (GO): sialic acid binding; protein phosphatase binding; CD4 receptor binding
Source: RefSeq, a predicted model, not a curated record
AUGUGUCCUGACAAUCCUUGUAAGGUGCACACUGAACCAUCAGAGCUGAAAAAUCCACUCCAAGAGUCAGAAGAAUUCACUGUUCGCUGUUCCACAUUUGGUUCGUGCAAUUUUCAUCCUGAAUGGCUCGUCCAUACAUCAGGACAAAAGCAAGAAUGGAUGUCCUCCUCAGCAACUGAUACGAUUAUAGAGACUGAAGAAGAAGAAGGAGGCAGAAAGGUCACCAAAUUGAAGCUCAAAGUGACAUGGAAAGAUGACAACAGGAUUCUGUCUUGUCGUCCAGCAAAUAGGGAGGACAGCUGCCAGAUCAGGAAUAUCACACUGUCUGUGGAAUAUGCACCUAAAGAGACAAAGGCAACCGUGAGCUCUGAAAAUGUAAAGGAGGGAGAUUCUGUCACUCUCUCCUGCACCAGCACAGGUCGCCCUGAUGUCAGCUUCAAGUGGUUCAAAAAAGAGAAAACAGAAAAAGCUCAACAAAUGUCUGACUUGACACUAAUUAGUGUGAAACCAGAAGACAGUGGAGAAUAUUACUGUGAAGCUGAAAACAAGCAUGGAGCAAAGGAAUCAAAUAUCAUUCAAAUUGAUGUGAAGUAUGGUCCACAAGGUGUCUCACUGCAACCUCUGGUCAGCGUUAAAGAUCUCAAAGAGGGAGACAAACUGGCACUCAAGUGUUUAGUCCAGAAAAGUAACCCAACAGUCUAUAAGUUUACGUGGUACAAAAAUGCCCAAGUCCAGAGUGAAACCAGCGAGACAUUCAUCAUCAGUAAAGUUACUGCAGAGGACAAAGGAUCUUACCAGUGCCGGGCUGAUAAUGGCAUAAAAACGGUAACAUCAGAUUACUUCUGGGUUUCUGUAAUGCAUUCACCAAGAAACAUCAAAAUAAAGGGCGUGGCCUCUGUAAAAAUGGGCACUCCACUGACUUUGACGUGCUCUGCUGAUGCUAACCCUCCACCACACAUGUACACAUGGAAGCACAAACCUGGACUGUCUUCUGUCCCAUUAUCAAUGGAAACUGGACAGUUAUACAUUAAGAAAAUGACCAUUCAACAUGCAGGGCAGUACACAUGUGAUGUUACCAACACUAUUGGCACAGGAUCACACACCAUUAAAGUUGAUGUUCUUUAUCCUCCAUCUAAUCUCAGUUUGAUCAUGAAGAAGGAAGUGAGAGAGUUUGAAGUGAUCUCCAUUAUCUGCACGGUUCAAAGCUGCCCUGACUCACACCUCACAGUGACAGGACCUCAGGGUGAUCUGAAAUAUAUUCAGAACAAUCGAAGGAACAGCACUGCAUCUGCAAACAUGUUGACUGUCUACAUGAAUGUCUCUGAGUCAGAUGCAGGAAUGUACACAUGCAAAGCAAAAAAUUCAGAGGGAGAUCGAGAAACUAAACAAGAGCUAAUUGUGUUGCAUGCACCUAAAAAUGUGAGUGCAAGUUCUAAAGGAGAACCGAGAUUUGGGAGUGAGCUGACCCUUACAUGUGAGGCUCACUCCAAACCUGCUCCAUCCUCAUAUGAGUGGAAGAAACGCUUUAAUGGGGCGAAAAAUACAGUCGGACAUAAACGGGAACUACAAUUUAACUCUCUGGAAAUCACUGAUUCUGGUCAGUACGUCUGUAUUGCUCUUAAUUCCAUUGGCAAAACAGAAUCCCCAUCUGUAGAGAUCAAGGUCAAGUAUGCUCCAAACAUAAAUAUUGUCCAUAACAUGACAACUUUAACUCAGCGGAAUAGGGAGAUUCCAGUUUAUUUGACCUGCAGUGCAGUUGCGUAUCCACCCGCCACUGACUACAAAUGGUACAGAGAGGAGGACAACACCACAGUACUAUCACAGCAGAAUGUCACUGUUUGGCCUCAGAACCCAGGAAUGUAUUACUGUACAGCAGUCAAUGCCAUCGGAAAAUCACGAUCCAAUAGCAUCAUGUUAUUUAUCAGUAACUCUCUUACGGUGAUCUACCAGGUCAUCUUACCCAUCAUUCUCCUGUUGAUUCUCAUUGUUGUGGCCGUCUUUCUGAUACGCAGGACUAUCAUCAAGGCAAGAUCAGAUCAGCAAAGUGGAGCAGAUGAUCCAUUCUGCUUUUUUCCAGUAUUCCUGUCACGCUCUUCUACAGUGGCAAACUUACUUUCAUUGGGAUCACGUAAUAAUACCCAGGAAAAUCUGUCAGUGGAGGGCAUUCCUGAUCCAGGUUAUGGAAGGGUUAAUCAAUCACGUCCGACACCCCAUUCCCAAGAUCCUACACGAGCACAGGACCUUAAUCCAAGGCCGAAAUCUAAUACCCACACGGUGUAUGCUGCCAUUAAACUGCCACAAAUGAAACCGGGAAGACAGUCCCCCAAACAACAAAAAACUGGAUAUAUGGACAAUGAAGCAGCUACAUCUACACUAAACUAUGUCACUCUUGAUUUCAAGGGACAAAAUGAGCCAGAUAAAAGAGUACCUGAAGGUUCAGCAGUCUACGCUAUGGUAUCAAAAAAUAAGCAGACAACGAAUUCCCGAUCAGAAAAUCCAGAUUAUGAGAAUGUUACUUCUGCAUGUGUGCCAAAACUUCCAUUCACAAAUAUGGACUGGGAAUCUGAUACCAGCGAAGAAGAAGAGGUGAAUUACACCACUGUGUCUUGUUCCGCCAAGCCUGCUGCUAAACAACCCAAACAUAACCAGAAGAGCCGCCUUAGCAGUUCAAGCUCUGAUGACGAAGAUAUAACUGCAUAUUCAGCCAUAAAAGCAUAAAGGAGUUUCCAAUUUAAGUAUCA